Messenger RNA from Gamsiella multidivaricata, 7092 nucleotides. RefSeq names its product armadillo-type protein. The transcript has 19 exons. Lineage: Eukaryota; Fungi; Mortierellomycota; Mortierellomycetes; Mortierellales; Mortierellaceae. Gene Ontology annotation, biological process: protein phosphorylation; negative regulation of macroautophagy; TOR signaling. Gene Ontology annotation, cellular component: TORC2 complex; TORC1 complex; nucleus. Gene Ontology annotation, molecular function: protein binding; protein serine/threonine kinase activity; protein-containing complex binding. The coding region runs from base 1 to 7092 and encodes 2363 amino acids. The record is from RefSeq and is a predicted model, not a curated record.
AUGGCGACGGCACCGCCCCCAGAUACCCUAUCGAAGCUGACGAACGACCUCAAGUCAAAAAAUGAGGAGGUCAGGUCACUGUCGGCACAGGCCUUGAAGGAAUAUGUCGCUGUCAUGUCGAGGGAGCUAUCGGGGCAGGACCUGACUAGAUUUUACGGCGAGGUCAAUAGUAUCAUCUGGACACUUGUACAGAGCGUUGACAAUAAUGACAAACUAUGCGGUGUCAUGAUUAUUGACAAGUUGAUUGGGAUUGAAGGCGAGGAAAACACGACGCAGGAAACCCGGUUCGCAAAUUACUUGCGACAGCUGUUCCCUGCAGACGUAAAGACUAUGACAGUCGCUGCAAGAGCAUUAGGAAAAUUGGCGCAACAGGGAGGAACAUUCACCACAGAGUUUGUCGAGUUUGAGCUGAAAAGGGCAAUCGAAUGGCUCACAGGAGAUCGGCAGGAAGCACGACGCCAUGCUAGUGUGUUAGUUCUUGCUGAGCUCGUCCGCCAUGCAGAUGUCAUUGUUUAUCAAUAUGUUCCUUCCAUAUUGGAUCAUAUCUGGGUCGCAUUCAGGGAUCCAAAUCAAAACAUCCGGAUUGCAGCCGCAGAUGCUCUAAGCGCUGUCCUGCUUAUCGUCUCAGACCGCAACAGUACAAAAAAAACCGAUUGGUACAACAGGAUUAACGAGGAAGCACAGCGUGGCCUACGGAUUGCCUCGACCGAAAGUAUUCAUGGUUCACUCUUGAUUUACCGUGAGCUACUGCUCCAUGCUGGAAUGUUUAUGCAUGAGCGAUACAAAAGCACCUGUGAGACUGUAUUCCAGUACAGGGAUCACCGAGAUGGUCUUGUUCGCCGAGCGGUAAUCUCGCUAAUCCCCGAUCUGGCAUCGUAUAACCCUACAGAAUUCGCGAGCGUCUAUCUGCAUCGGUCCAUGAUUCAUAUCCUCAGCCAGCUUCGCAAGGACAAGGAGCGCUCAAUAAUGAAGGAAAAGGAUCGGUCGAAUGCUUUCAUCGCCAUCGGAAAGGUUGCGCUCGUAGCUGGAGCGGACAUGGGGGAGUUUCUUGACGAUAUCCUCAUCUGCAUAAAGGAUGGACUCAGGCUAAAGAGCAAAAACCGCAUCCAAACAGAUACGCCAAUAUUCAGUUGCAUUAGUAUGCUGGCUAACGCGGUUGGGUUAGCGCUCACAAAACACGUCCAGGCGCACGAACUGCUGGAGCUGAUGUUUGCUACGGGGCUGAGUGAACCACUGCGUCAGUCGCUGGCCGACCUUUCGAACUGUAUACCCCCAUUGCUACCCGUCAUCCAAGACCGCCUUCUCAACAUGCUCUCUGUGAUUCUUGGCGGACAACCGUAUAAGCCUCUCGGAGCUCCAAGCUCGGCACGGACAGGGCUGUCGAACUCACCUGUCCGGCGCGAUAUUCAAUCCGCAGAACCGAAGGAUGUGGAACUGAUCAUCCUUGCGCUCACGACACUGGGAUCCUUUAACUUCUCUGGACAUCCCCUGAACGAGUUUGUGCGUGAUUGUUGCAUCCCAUAUCUGGAGGAUGACAACCCGGACAUCAGAAGAUCGGCUGCUCAAACUUGCUGCCAGUUAUUUGUUCGGGACCCUAUUUGUUUUCAAAUCAGUACUCACGCUGUCCAGGUUGUGGGCGAAGUUCUGGAAAAGCUGCUCACUGUGGGCAUUGCAGAUCCAGAUCCUGUUAUCCGGCAGACUGUCAUGGCGUCCCUGGAUGAGAGAUUCGAUCGCCAUCUUGCUCAAGCAGAGAACGUCCGCUCGCUGUUUAUUGCCUUGAACGACGAGGUCUUUACGAUCCGUGAGUACGCUAUCACGACAAUCGGUCGACUCUCAGCGCACAACCCCGCCUAUGUCAUGCCAUCGCUGCGAAAGACGCUAAUUCAACUCCUGACGGAAAUUGAGUACUCGGGUGUGAGUCGUAAUAAGGAGGAGAGUGCGCGACUGUUGGCAUUGCUGGUGAUUGCGUCGCAGCGUCUUGUAAAACCGUAUGUCGAGUCCAUCAUCAAAGUUUUGCUGCCCAAGGCCAAGGACCAAAGCGCAGGAGUUGUCUCAAGCAUCUUGGCGGCACUCGGAGAGCUCGCUCGAGUUGGUGGUGAAGACCUUCUUCCUUUCAUGGAUCAGCUCAUGCCAUUGAUCAUUGAUACACUCCAAGACCAGAGCUCCUUAACAAAGAGAAGUGCUGCACUGAAGACACUCGGGCAGUUGGCAAGUAACACGGGAUAUGUGAUCGACCCGUAUAUCAAGUAUCCGGGACUUUUGGACACCCUGAUGACAAUUUUGAAGACAGAACAGUCUGCCAACAUUCGGAAGGAGACCAUCAAGCUGCUGGGUAUCCUCGGAGCCCUCGACCCUUACCGUCACAAGCAAAUGAUCAUCGAAUCUGUGGACGAUAACCAAGCAGAUAAAUCGCAGAGCUCAGAUGUAUCGCUUCUAAUGGCGGGACUUGGACCUUCGUCAGAGGACUACUACCCCACAGUUGUGAUCAAUGCGCUACUGAAGAUUUUGAAGGAUCCAUCUCUGAGCCAGCAGUACCAACCUGCCACUCAAGCCAUUUUAAACAUCUUCCAGGCGUUACAGCUGAAGAUGGUUCCCUUCUUGCCGCAGAUUAUGCCAGUGUACCUAAGCAUUAUGCAGUCCGGCACUCUUCUCAACCUCGACUUUUACUUUGAGAAGAUGGGGUUCCUUGUCUUGAUUGUCAAGCUUCACAUCCGCCCGUACCUUCCGGAUUUGCUGCAGCUCGUUAGAGACAACUGGAGCCACACAAGAUUGCAGGAGCGCAUUAUUGGACUGGUGGAGAGCAUUGCCGUUGCCCUCGAUGGAGAAUUCAAGGCAUACCUGCCGAACCUUCUGCAAUCCUUCCUCGCCGUGUUUGACAACGACAUGACAGAAAGACAUGAUGCAUCCCUUCGUGUGCUGCAGGCGUUUGUCAAGUUCGGGUCCAAUAUUGAGGAGUACAUGCAUCUUGUCAUCCCCGUCCUUGUCAAGACGUUUGAAAAGCCAGAUUCGCCCAUGCAUCUGCGUAGAGCUGCCAUCAACACGAUCGGCACAUUGGCAAAGAGAGUCAACUUUUCUGAUUAUGCGUCCAGGAUCAUACAUCCAUUCGCUCGUAUCCUUGCCUUGCCCGGACCUGAACUGAGGAUGCCUACUAUGGAUGCGCUGUGCUCCUUAGUUCUGCAACUUGGACAAGACUACGUGAACUUUAUUCCAAUGAUCAAGAAGGUUUUGAUCCGCGCGAGAAUUAGCCAUGCAACGUACGAUAACUUGGUGUCGAAGCUUUUGAAACGCGAACCGCUGCCCUCGGACUUACCUGGAUUGGGUGACGAUCGAUAUGUGGUCAUGGCAGAUGUGCCUCAGGCUGAAUCCGGAAUCCGCAAGCUCCCUGUCAACCAGGCCUCACUGCGCAGAGCAUGGGACACCCAACCCCGUUCAACCAAGGACGACUGGGCAGACUGGAUCCGACGACUUUGCUUGGAGAUGCUCAAGGAAACACCUUCACAUGCACUCAGAGCGUGCGCGGACAUGGCAAUUUCGUACCACCCCUUGGCCAGAGAGCUUUUUAAUGCUGCGUUCGUUUCGUGCUGGAGUGAGCUAUUGGACCAAUAUCAGGAGGAAUUGGCGAGAGCUUUGGUAACAGCAUUGACUGCGUCCAACAUUUCGCCUGAAAUUAUUCAGAUUCUUCUCAACCUCGCCGAGUUCAUGGAACAUGACGACAAACCACUUCCGAUCGACAUUCGGACUUUGGGCGAAUAUGCUGCCAAGAGCCAUGCGUUCGCUAAAGCGUUGCACUACAAGGAGCUCGAAUUCUUGACUGAACCCUCAACGAAUGCGAUUGAGGAUCUGAUUGGAAUCAACAAUAAUCUUCAGCAACCUGACGCCGCUGCGGGCAUUCUCACACAUGCUCAGCUGCACCAUGACUUUGAGCUCAAGGAGGCGUGGUAUGAACGACUCCAGCGGUGGGAGGAUGCGCUUGCAGCGUAUGAGCGGAAACAGCAGGAGAAUCCAGAUGAUCUUACACUGACGGUCCAGCGCAUGCGAUGCCUGCAUGCACUCGGAGAAUGGGAUGCUCUUUCGUCUCUAGCUCAGACCAAGUGGGGUAGCUCGCCAACUAAGGUGCGUCAAAGGAUGGCGUCCUUUGCUGCUGCGGCUGCAUGGGGAUUGGGCCAGUGGGAACUCUUGGACGAAUACAUCUCCGCGAUGCAGGAUAACUCGGAUAGGGCCUUUUUCAAGGCCAUUUUGGCGCUUCACCGCAACCAAUUUCCAGAGGCGGAGAAAUACAUCGACAAGACCCGCAACAUGUUGGAUACAGAGCUGACCGCGCUUGUGGGCGAGAGCUACAACCGAGCGUACGCAACCGUGGUUCGUGUUCAAAUGAUGGCUGAACUGGAGGAGAUUAUCACCUACAAGCAGUACCACGACCAGCCCGAUCGACAGGCGACUAUCCGCCGCACAUGGAUGAAGCGACUGAAAGGAUGCCAGAGAAACGUAGAGGUUUGGCAGAAGUUGAUCAAAGUCCAUGCAAUUGUGAUUUCGCCAGCUCAGGACAUGGAAAUGCGAAUCAAGUUUAUGAACCUGUGCCGCAAGAACGGUCGACUCAAGUUGGCGGAGAACACGAUGAGCACUCUUAUGGGACCAGAGACUGCGGACAUGAGCUUCACAGCAAUGACGCAGGUUACUCCACCACAGAUUGUGUACGCCAAAUUGAAGUACAUGUGGGCAACUGGCGUUCGGGAGCAGACGCUGGAUUGUCUGCGCCAGUUCACGGAUCGUUUAGCGUCGGAUCUCGGUCUUGGAACUGCGGAGGAUGUAGGCAUCGCAAUGACGGGCGCCAACCAGUCAAACGGAAAUGUUGCUGAUUACUCUAGGUUACUUGCCCGCUGCUAUCUCAAGCAGGGAGAAUGGCAGUUUGCUCUUCAAGACGGAUGGACACAUGAUUCCAUCGAGAGUAUUCUGACACCAUAUCUCUAUGCUACCCACUUGGAUAAGGAUUGGUACAAAGCAUGGCAUACCUGGGCCUUAGCGAAUUUUGAAGUGAUCACUUUCUACGAAAAGAACUCACCGCCCAAUCAUGUUGGACGCGAUCCAUGGCUUCAAUAUGUUAUUCCAUCGGUCAAGGGCUUCUUUAAGUCGAUUGCACUCUCGCGUGGAAACUCGCUACAGGACACAUUGCGUCUGCUUACGCUGUGGUUUAAGUUUGGUCAUCGCGCUGAGAUCAGUGCAUCCCUAAGCGACGGGUUUUCGACAGUCAGCAUUGAUACAUGGCUGCAAGUCAUUCCACAAUUAAUCGCGCGUAUCCAUGCACCCAGCCCGAAUGUCCAUCGACUCAUUCACCAGCUCCUGGCCGAUGUCGGAAAGGAGCACCCUCAGGCGCUUGUGUAUUCUUUGACAGUUGCAUCAAAAUCGCCCAGUGUCCUGCGAAAGAAUGCAGCGUUGGCAAUCAUGGAGAAGAUGAGACUUCACAGUCCUUUGUUGGUCGAGCAGGCGCUAUUAGUCAGUCAGGAGCUGAUCCGUGUAGCCAUUCUGUGGCACGAGAUGUGGCACGAAGGUCUGGAGGAGGCAUCUAGGCUUUACUUCGGAGACCGCAACAUCAACGGAAUGUUGGCACAGCUGGAGCCGCUUCAUAUGAUGUUGCAGAGAGGCCCUGAGACGCUGCGCGAGAUCUCGUUCAAUCAGGCAUUCGGUCGAGACUUGAAGGAGGCCCAGGAGUGCUGCAUUCGUUACGGUCAGACCCAGGAUAUCAAUGACCUUAACCAAGCCUGGGAUAUUUACUACCAAGUCUUCCGUCGCAUCGCCAAACAGCUUCCACAGCUCAGUACUCUGGACUUACCCUACGUCUCACCACAGCUGCAGGGUGCUCGAGAUCUGGAGCUCGCUAUUCCGGGCACUUACAAGAGUGGCGAGCCCAUUGUCAAGAUUUCGUCGUUUGUGCCCACACUCACGGUCAUGACGUCGAAGCAACGUCCUCGUCGCCUGACUGUCAAGGGAAGUGACGGACGCGAUUACCAAUAUCUGCUGAAGGGCCACGAGGAUCUGCGUCAGGAUGAGCGCGUGAUGCAGCUUUUCGGACUCGUCAAUACCUUGCUCUCGAUCGACCCCGAAACCUUCAAGCGGUAUCUUGGUAUUCAGCGCUAUCCUGUCAUCCCUCUUUCGCCUAACUCAGGUCUAAUUGGAUGGUUGCCCGACACGGAUACGCUCCAUACCUUGAUCCGCGAUUACCGCGAGAGCCGAAGGAUCCUUUUGAAUAUUGAGCACCGCAUCAUGUUGCAGAUGGCGCCUGAUUAUGACAACUUGACGCUUAUGCAGAAGGUUGAGGUGUUUGAGUAUGCGCUGAACAACACAGGAGGACAGGAUCUAUACAAGGUGUUGUGGUUGAAGAGCAGAAAUUCGGAGGCAUGGUUGGACCGAAGGACGAACUACACGAGGUCCUUGGCGGUGAUGUCUAUGGUUGGAUACAUUCUUGGACUGGGUGACAGACAUCCAUCGAAUUUAAUGCUAGACAGGAACUCUGGCAAAAUUGUGCAUAUUGAUUUCGGCGACUGCUUCGAGGUUGCUAUGCAUCGUGAGAAAUUCCCUGAGCAAAUUCCCUUCCGAUUGACGCGCAUGCUCACGAACGCUAUGGAGGUCAGUGGUAUCGAGGGUAAUUUCAGAAACACCUGCGAGAACGUCAUGCGCGUUCUUCGCGAGAACAAAGAGAGUUUGAUGGCUGUGCUGGAGGCCUUUGUGUAUGACCCCCUGAUCAACUGGAGAAUCUUGACAACUAGUCCCCGACAACCUAUGGAGAAUGGGCAAGGAGGCAACCAAGCGAACGGAGCGAAUGAGUCUGUGAUGGAUGAACAGGCCCGUAACAUGAGAAGGGUGUUGCCAAGUGAGCGUGAGCUCGUCCGUGAUAAUAUGAAGAUGGAGAACCAGCCCGAGCAGUUGAACGAGCGUGCAGUGUCGAUCAUCAACCGUGUCACCAACAAGUUGACAGGAAGGGAUUUCAAGCCAGAUCGACCGCUCGAUGUGCCAUCUCAGGUUGAGAAAUUGAUCCAGCAGGCGUCUUCGUACGAGAACCUGUGUCAAUGCUGGAUUGGAUGGUGCGCUUUCUGGUAG